Gastrolobium bilobum is the source of this 1294-nucleotide messenger RNA. Its product is annotated as myb-related protein 308-like. The coding region runs from base 336 to 1118 and encodes 260 amino acids. The transcript has 2 exons. The record is from RefSeq and is a predicted model, not a curated record. NCBI's taxonomy places the organism in Eukaryota, Viridiplantae, Streptophyta, Magnoliopsida, Fabales, Fabaceae.
AUGUCUUGUAUCAUUGAUGCCAAUAUAGUAAUAUCAUCAAAGAGAGAGAGAAAGCUACCAGCCACUCUACUCUAACCUGUCUCACCAACUCACAUCUAGAAGCAACUUUACUAGGCUGAGGCUCACUUCCUUCUCUCUCUCUCUCUCUCUCUUUGGGUCAAAAGCCUAUAAAAAUCACACCCCAACUUCUACCAAGGCCGGCCUUAUUGUUGCAGCAACACAAGAAACAACAGCACAGAAUAUCACCAUACAACACAUCUCUGAAGGAAAGAAAUUGAGCAACUCAACUCAACCCAAAGUGGAAGUGGAAUAGUGGAAUAGUGGAAUAGUGGAAGAUGGGUAGGUCACCUUGCUGUGAGAAAGCUCAUACAAAUAAAGGUGCAUGGACCAAAGAAGAAGAUGAUCGCCUUAUAGCUUAUAUUCGAGCUCAUGGUGAGGGAUGCUGGCGCUCUCUCCCCAAAGCCGCCGGCCUUCUCCGUUGCGGCAAGAGUUGCCGUCUCCGUUGGAUCAACUAUCUCCGACCUGACCUCAAACGAGGCAAUUUCACCGAAGAAGAAGAUGAACUCAUCAUCAAACUCCAUAGUCUCCUUGGUAACAAGUGGUCUCUAAUAGCUGGAAGAUUACCUGGAAGAACAGACAAUGAGAUAAAGAAUUACUGGAAUACUCAUAUAAGAAGGAAGCUUUUGAGCAGAGGAAUUGACCCUGCAAGUCACAGGCCUCUCAACGAGCCUUCUCACAAUCAUGUAUCAGCUGUUGCUGUUGCUGCUGCUGCUGCUGCCACCACAAUAUCUUUUGCUACUAAACAAGAAGAAGACAAUAAUAGGGAGAAUAAUGAAGAUUCCAAAGGACCCACCUUAGAACGUUGUCCUGACUUGAACCUUGAGUUAACAAUUAGUCCUCCACAUCAGCCUCAACCUGAUCAACCAUUCAACAAAAUCAUCAUAGGGAGAAGCCUUUGCUUUGCUUGCAGUUUGGGUUUGCAGAAUAGCAAAGAUUGCAGCUGUGGGAUUGAUGGUAAUAUUGGCAACACGAGUACUGGGAGCACCACUGCUUCUGGUUAUGAUUUCUUGGGCUUGAAACCCAAUGUUCUCGAUUAUAGAAGCUUGGAAAUGAAAUGAAAUUGGAGAGGAAUGAGAGGAUGAAAUUCAUUAAUUUUGGUAACUCUCUUACUUUCUUUUCUUCUGUAAUUUGUAUAACUAAUUAGUUGUUGAUGCAAAUGAUACAGCACCACCAGUACAUUUGAACAUUAUUACGCAAUAUUUUCCUCCGUUUCUUCGUGUACUUCUUCCUCCCC